AUGUUUUCACGACCGAGAGCGAAUGUCUCGGUUGUUGAAUAUGCGCAACGCCUUCGUGAUGAACGUGAACAGAAACGAUCAGGCCUCGAUGACCGACAUCGAUAUUUUUUUGAUAUUAUCGCAACUCGAAUUGGAAAACUGCGCUCCGAAGUUGAAGAUAAUAUUCUUGAAAGUCCCAACUUUAAUUUUAUGAAUCAAUUUUUCAUUGCUGAUGGCAAUCAAUAUCUGGUUUUUUUCUAUCAAGAACCUGAAAUAGAAAACACUCAAAGUGAACUUGACAUAUACCGACCUCGUCAUUCAUCAUAUUCUAGUCGGUCAGGUGAAAGUAGUACAAAAAAGAUAACAACUAAAGUGAUUAUAGCUAAUCCAAAUGAGCAAUCACUUCACGGAAUAUGUCUAUCUUUCAUACGGAAUUCAAAAGCACUGAUGAUCACAGAACAAAAUAUCGCUGCUGAAGUAUGUUUUUAUGCAUUCGAAUGCAAUGCUGGAUCGUUAUUGGAAGCAUUAAGUCGAUCAAUAUCGGAUGUUUAUGUACCGUAUCUUCAAACAACUGCAAUGAAUUGGAGUCCGAAUAAGGAUCCAAUGGUUAAAAUUAAAUUUCUUGGCCAAUUGAAUAAUUUUAUUGAUACACUAAAUAGUGCAGAUGAAAGUGUCAAAGAAAAAAUUCUAUUAGCACCGUGUCGAGAUAUUGAUUUGAAACAGAUAAAAACUGCGGCUGAUUAUGUUUCGGUAGCAUCAAGUAGUGAAUAUUUAUCAUAUAUUGAAGAAACCAUGAAAAAAUGGAUAUCUCAAUUGGAAGCAGUUUUAGCAGAAAGCGAACAAAUUCGUCGUGAAGCCGAUGAUAUUGGUCCACGAGCUGAAUUGAACUAUUGGAAACGACGCAUGACAAAAUUUAAUUUUCUACUUGAUCAAAUAAAAGCACAUGAAGUAAAAGCUGUAUUAACGAUUUUACAAACUGCAAAAUCGAAACUUAUUCAAACAUGGAGAACACUCGAUGGAAAAAUUACGGAUGCAGCUAAUGAAGCUAAGGAUAAUGUUCGAUAUUUAUAUACAUUGGAAAAAUUUUAUGAACCAUUAUAUAACUCUGAUCCAGUUGCAAUGCUUGAAUAUAUACCCGGAUUGAUUAAUGCUGUACGAAUGAUACAUUCGAUUUCACAAUAUUAUAAUACAUCUGAACGAAUGACAUCGUUAUUUAUAAAAAUAACAAAUCAAAUGAUUACCUCGUCGAAAAUCUACAUCACGAGUAAUUAUAGCCAAACAGUUUGGUCACAAAGCCAAGAACAAGUUAUAUCCAAAAUGCGUGAUUGUAUUAAAUUAAAUAAAGAAUAUCAAUUUUCUUUUCAAUUAACAAAAACUAAAUUAGCGUCGAGUUCUACUGAACGUCCAUUUGAUUUUAGUGAAAUGUAUAUAUUUGGCAAAUUCGAUUCAUUUGUGCGACGAUGCGAAAAAAUUAUUGAUAUCUAUUCAAUAAUUAAUAUGUACUCGUGUUUAGCUGAAUCUAAAAUCGAAGGUAUAUCAUCAUUUCAUUUGAAAUUUAAUGGUAUGGUUAUAACGCUGAAGAAACAAGAUUACGAUUUUUUGGAUCAACGUAAACAAGAAGUUGAUCAUGAUUUAGAUGAUUUCCGUCAGUCUGUAGGAGAUCUUCAUCAAAAUCUAAAUGUAUUUCUUGAUAAAUAUUUUGAUGCUAUAAAAAAUACUGAACGUGCAUUAACGACAUUAAAACGUUUUGAAAAAUUAAAAAUACCAAAUAUUGGUUUAAACGAAAAAUAUGUAAAGAUUCUACAGCAAUAUUCAAAAGAUGUUGAUUUAGUAGCAAAAAUUUAUCAAAAAUAUUCUGCCGAACCACCUAUUCAAAGAGAUUUACCACCAGUUGCUGGUCGAAUUAUUUGGGCUCGACAACUAUAUAAACGUCUUCAACAACCCAUGGAUAUAUUUGUUGCUAAUAAAACAAUUCUUCAAUAUCCUGAUGCAAAAAAAAUCAUUAAAAAUUAUAAUCAAUUAUCGAAAGUGCUUCUUUCCUAUGAAAUUCUCUAUCAUCGCGGAUGGCUUCGUCAAGUUGAUGUUGUAUCAACUGGUAUUCAUUCGAGUAUAUUGAUUCGUGUUAAGCGUGAUGAAGCCGGACCAGCUGCAUCCAUUAAUGGACAAUCACCAUCAUCAUCAUCAAUCGUAAUGUCAACAUCGGACACGAAUCCUGAAUAUUUUGUUAAUUUUGAUCCAAAUAUUCUUGAAUUAAUACGUGAAACUCAAUGUUUAGCACGUUUAAAUUUAGAAAUACCUGAAGAAGCUGCUUCAUUAGUACAACGUGAAAAUUUUCUUAAAAAACAUUUUCAAGAUUUAACACAAUUAGUUGAAAAAAAUAAACAACUACGUGAAAAAAUAAAACAACCAUUUGAAGCACUUUUGACACCGAAAAUUCAUCGUUUAAAUGAUAUCAUUCAUCCUGGCUUAACUUCAAUAACAUGGGUCUCGUUAACAAUUGAUGAUUUUGUCAAUACAGUUAAUUCAGCAUUAGAUGAAUUUAAUUUAAGUUUAGAACGAAUAAAUAAUCUUCUAGCAUAUCGUGUUGACGCCGUACUCGAUGAAAUAGCUACGACAACUCUUUGCGAUCUACCAGAAGAUGAACCAAUAGCACCAGCAGAAUUCCUACAACAGACUCAAGAAUUAUGCGAUCUUGCAGCAAAACAUAUUCAAAUGAAAUCUCAUCAUGUCGAAGAUGCUGUUCUCGAAGUUGUUGAUCUUUUGUGUGGAGAUUUCAUAGAUGCAAAUGCUGAGAGCGAACUACAAAUACAAUAUUCAAAUACGGAUAUAGAUUUCGAUGACGAUGAAUACGAUGAAGAAAAAUCAGUCAAUAAUGAUUCAAGCUCACAAAAAUCGCAUCGACCAACAACUACAACAAAUCGAUUAAGACAAGAUUCAUCUGGAAUAUCAGCAUCAGCACGAAAAAAAUCUUCAACUCUUUUAACAACAUCAAUACGUCACAAACGACAACAGAAGAAAGAAUUCUUACGCAAUGCUAUCACAGAAUUACUUCAUUAUUUUAAUCAUAAAAAUCUCGAUGCUAUUAUUAAAGUUAUUCGAAUAACUUUAGAAAGAAUACGAAAACGAAUUCCAACAACUCUUAAUUAUGAUCAAAAUCAACGAGAUGUACCAAUCUUUAAAAUUUUUGCUGAAUUAUUAAUACCAACUGUAACUGUGCAACCACCAAUUGACGAAGUACAAAUUUAUCUAAAUAAAGCUGUGAAAGCCAUUAUUUCUAUUUCAAAAUAUAUUUCACAAUGGAGCAAAGAUCGAUCAAGAGGAAAACGUAAGGGUCAAUUGGAACCAAAAAGUAAUCUGAAUUCUCAAGAACAGGAACGUCUUCGUGCAAUAAAUUCUAUGACAGAACGUAACGAUGAAGACAAUGCAGUUUACGGUGGUUAUAAUUCUGAAUCAUUUCGAAUCGAUUUAAAUCCUCAAGGAAUAAUGACUUCAACAAAUGUCAACAGUGGAACACGAUUCAAUGCUCGCGUUGAUCAACAGCAAAUAUCUAAAGUGCAAUUUACUGUGGAUAACAACUUUUUCAAAAGUGUAUCUGAAAACAAAGAUAUUGCUAAAUUAGUAUCUCAAUUAGCAACUUGCAUUACUACAACUAAAAGUGAUAUUAUAUCAGGACUUAAAAUCUUUACACAAUAUAAUUUAUUAUGGCAAAUAGAUCGCGAUGAACAAGUGAAACUCUUUGAGUCUAAAAAGCCACACGUAUCAGAAUAUGAAAUUAAAAUAAAAUACUAUGAAAAUCUUGCGUCAAGUAUUAAUUCACAAUUGGAAUUCAUAUCUAUUGGGCCAUUUGCUAUAUUUACCAAACAUUUGAAAUUUGCUCUUAAUCAAGAAGUUCGUGAUUGGAUUGUUGUUUAUGGUCAAUCUUGUAAUGUCAAAUAUCAAAAAGAAUUGAACGAUGUUUUAAAAUUUAUUGAAAAUAUUGAAAAUCGUUUAUCACGAGGGAUAAAAGACUUAGAAGAUAUUCGUUUAAUAAUGAUGGCUGUAAAAGAUUUAAGAGAAAAUGAAAUACAUAUUGACAUGAGUAUAACACCUAUUGAAGAAUCGUAUGCUAUACUACAACUACAUAAUAUUAGUAUACCUCGAGAAGAUAUUGAACGAGCUGAUUCUCUUCGAUAUCGAUGGGAAAAAUUGCAAAUGCGUUGCACUGAAGUGACAUCAAAAUUACUUGAAAUUCAACCACAAUAUCGAUCUGAGCUAUUAAGCAAUGUGAAAAUAUUUAAACGAGAAUGUGCACAAUUUUAUAUUGAUUAUGAACAACGUGGACCAACAGCACCUGGCCUAACACCACGAGAAUCCAGUGAUAGACAAAUGUUAUUUCAAAGUCGCGUAGAAAAUCUAUAUAAAAGAUAUGAAACAUAUCAUGGCGGCGAGGAAUUAUUUGGUUUACCUAUAACUGAGUAUCCACAGUUAGAAAAACUUCGAAAAUAUUUAUUAUUAUUACAACAUCUUUACAGUUUAUAUAAUAAAGUACUGGAUACUGUUGCAAGUUAUUUUGAUAUAGCUUGGACUGAUGUUAAUAUUGAUAAAAUCAAACAAGAAUUAUCCGAUUUUCAAACAUCUUGUAGAAGAUUACCAAAAGGUCUAAGAGAAUUUCCAGCAUUUCACGCAUUGAAGAAAACUAUUGAUGAUUUCAAUGAAUGUUGUCCUUUAUUGGAGAUGAUGUCAAAUCCUGCUGUAAAACCUCGUCAUUGGCAACGCAUAGCUGAAGUAACUGAUACGAAGAAUUUAGAUGUUGAAAUGGAAGAUUUUCGUUUGAGAAAUGUUAUGGAUUUACCGUUAUUACAAUAUAAAGAAGACAUAGAAGAUAUUUGUAUUGCUGCUGUUAAAGAAUGCGAUAUUGAAGCUAAACUUAAACAAGUUGAAUCUGAUUGGAAAAAUCAAGAAUUUAAGUUUGCACAAUUUAAACUUCGAGGUGAACUAUUACUUAAAGGUGAUCGAAUUCAAGAAGUGAUUAGUCUAUUAGAAGAUUCUCUUAUGUUACUUGGCUCAUUGAUGUCAAAUAGAUAUAAUGUUCCAUUUCGGAAACAAAUUCAAAAAUGGGUUAAAAAUUUAACCGAUACCAAUGAAAUCAUUGAAAAUUGGAUGUACGUACAAAAUCUAUGGGUAUAUCUCGAGGCUGUUUUUGUCGGUGGUGAUAUUGCUAAACAAUUGCCACAGGAAGCAAAACGAUUUUCGUCGAUUGAUAAAUCUUGGCUUAAAAUAAUGUAUAAAGCACAUGAACAACCAACAGUCGUACAAUGUUGUACUGCCGAUGAUACAUUAAAACAACUCUUACCACAUCUUCUUGAACAACUUGAAUUGUGCCAAAAAUCAUUAACUGGCUAUUUAGAACGCAAGCGUCUUUUAUUUCCGCGUUUCUUUUUUGUUUCUGAUCCAGCACUACUAGAAAUCUUAGGUCAAGCGAGUGAUCCACAUACAAUUAAAGCACAUCUAUUAAGUGUUUUUGAUAAUAUUAAAACAGUGAAAUUUCAUGAGAGAGAUUAUGAUAAAAUUUUAAAUAUCGAAUCAUCUGAAGGUGAAAUUGUUGAUCUUGAAAAACCUGUGAAAGCAGAAGGUAAUGUCGAAGUAUGGUUGAUGUCUCUUCUGAAAGAAUCUCAUCGAUCUUUGCAUGGUGUUAUUCGUCAAGCGUAUAGUGCUCUAUCUGAUAAACAAUCAUUUCAUCUCAUUGAAUUUCUUAACAGUUACCCAUCACAAGUUGGACUUUUAGGUUUGCAAAUCAUCUGGACACGUGAUACGACAGAUGCACUACGUCAUGCUAAACUUAAUAGAAAUUUGAUGAGACAAACAGCAAAAGUGUUUAGUGAAUUGCUUGAUAUAUUAAUCAAUCAGACAACGAAAAGUCUAUCAACCGUUGAACGCACCAAGUAUGAAACAUUAAUAACAAUUCAAGUACAUCAAAAAGAUAUAUUCGAUGAACUUUUACAAACAAAUAUUCGUUCAGUCGCUGAUUUUGAUUGGCUUAAACAGACAAGAUUCUAUUUUAAUGAAGAUUUAGAUAAAGUACAAAUAGCCAUUACCGAUGUUGAUUUCACUUACAUGAAUGAGUUUCUUGGUUGUACUGAACGUUUAGUUAUUACACCAUUGACUGAUCGAUGUUAUAUUACAUUAGCACAAGCAUUACACAUGAGUAUGGGUGGAGCACCUGCUGGACCAGCUGGAACAGGAAAAACUGAAACUGUGAAAGAUAUGGGACGAAGUCUUGGAAAAUAUGUUGUUGUAUUUAAUUGUUCUGAUCAAAUGGAUUUUCGUGGUUUAGGUCGUAUAUUUAAAGGUCUAGCUCAAUCUGGUUCUUACGGUUGUUUCGAUGAAUUUAAUCGUAUUGAUUUGCCUGUACUCUCGGUUGCUGCACAACAAAUAGCUAUUGUUCUUGCCUGUAAAAAAGAGCGAAAACGUCAUUUCGUUUUUACUGAUGGUGAUAUGAUUGAAAUGAAUAUGGAGUUCGGAAUAUUUCUAACAAUGAAUCCAGGCUAUGCUGGUCGACAGGAAUUUCCAGAAAAUUUAAAAAUUAAUUUUCGUUCUGUCGCUAUGAUGGUGCCGGAUCGUCUACCAAUUAUUCGUGUUAAAAUGGCUGCAAGUGGUUUCAGAGAUAAUGUUUCUUUAUCAAAGAAAUUUUACACACUUUAUAUAUUAUGUGAAGAACAACUUAGUAAACAAGUUCAUUAUGACUUUGGUCUACGAAAUAUUCUAUCCGUACUACGAACAUUGGGUGCAGUUAAACGUGCCAAUAAAGAAGAUGCCGAAAAGACUAUUGUGAUGCGAGUACUUCGCGAUAUGAAUUUAUCAAAAUUAGUUGAUGAAGAUGAACCUUUAUUCCUAUCAUUAAUCAAUGAUCUUUUUCCAAAUAUAAAAUUAGAAAAAGAAACGUAUGCUGAAUUAGAAAUGGCUAUCGAAAGAGAAGUGCAAUCGGCUGGACUUAUUAGUCAUCCAUCGUGGAUAUUGAAAAUAAUUCAAUUAUAUGAAACUCAGCGUGUUCGUCAUGGUAUGAUGACAUUAGGACCAGCUGGUGUUGGCAAAACGUGUUGUAUUCAUACAUUGAUGAAAGCUAUGACAAUAUGUGGUGAACCACAUCGUGAAAUGCGUAUGAAUCCAAAAUCGAUCACAGCACCACAAAUGUUUGGUCGAUUAGAUGCAGCAACAAAUGAUUGGACCGAUGGAAUAUUUUCAACAUUAUGGCGACGAACAUUACGUUCGAAGAAAGGUGAAUUUAUUUGGCUCGUUCUAGAUGGUCCUGUCGAUGCUAUUUGGAUUGAAAAUUUAAAUUCAGUAUUGGAUGAUAAUAAAAAGUUAACAUUAGCUAAUGGUGAUCUAAUUCCAAUGGCACCAAAUUGUAAAAUUAUUUUUGAAGUACACAAUAUUGAUAAUGCAUCACCAGCUACUGUUAGUAGAAAUGGUAUGGUUUACAUGAGUAGUUCUGGUUUAGAUUGGCGACCAUUAAUUCAAGGUUGGAUUAAACGCGAUCGAUCAAAUUAUGAUGGUGACAUCUUGAUGCGUUUAUUUGAACAAUCAUUUCCAUUUAUUUAUCGAUAUUUUUCACUUUAUCUUAAAUCAAAAAUGCCUGUACUUGAAUGCAUGAUUGUAUCUCAGGCCUGCAAAUUGUUAAAUGGUUUAUUACCUUUAAAAGAAGCGAAAGAUCAAUUCACAAUACAACAUAUUGAACGUUUAUAUGUAUUCUCUAUAAUGUGGUCGAUUGGUGCUUUUCUUGAACUUGAUGAUCGAGCACGUUUACAAGCAUUUUUAUCUAAUAAUCCUGAUUCUAAUUUUCGUUUGGAUACACCCAUUCUACCAGCUGAUAGUGAAGAUACAAUGUUUGAUUAUUUUGUUCAUGAGAAAACAGGUGCAUGGACACAUUGGAAUCUUAUUGUUACUGAAUAUAUCUAUCCAAAAGAUCAUGAUCCUGAAUAUGCAUCGAUUCUUGUGCCAAAUGUUGAUAAUGUUCGAACUGAUUUUCUUAUUCAUACAAUAGCAAAACAGCAAAAAGCUGUUCUACUCAUUGGUGAACAAGGUACAGCUAAAACAGUUAUUAUGCAAGCAUAUUUAAAUAAAUAUAAUGCUGAAAAACAUGUACAGAAAACAAUCAAUUUUUCAUCGGCAACAAGUCCCAAUAUGUUUCAAAGAGUUAUCGAAUCGUUUGUUGAUAAACGCGUUGGAACAACUUGUGGUCCGCCAGCGGGCAAAAAAAUGACCGUAUUUAUUGAUGAUAUUAAUCUGCCAUUAAUCAAUGAAUGGGGCGAUCAAAUAACGAAUGAAAUUGUUCGUCAACUGAUGGAACAAAAUGGUUUUUAUUCAUUAGAAAAACCUGGUGAAUUUACAACUAUUGUUGAUAUACAAGUUAUUGCUGCUAUGAUACAUCCAGGUGGCGGUCGAAAUGAUAUUCCGCAACGUCUUAAACGUCAUUUUUGUACAUUUAAUUGUACAUUACCAUCAAAUGUACCAAUUGAUAAAAUCUUUUCUGUUAUUGCAAAAGGACACUAUGCUAAAGAGCGUGGAUUUAAUGACGAAGUACGAUCACUUAUUGACAAAGUUGUACCAGCUACAAGACGCUUAUGGCAAUUGACAAAAGUUAAAAUGUUACCAACACCUGCAAAAUUUCAUUAUGUUUUUAAUUUACGAGACCUUUCACGUAUUUGGCAAGGAAUAAUUAAUACAAUUCCACAAGUUGUUAAUAAUGAAAAAAAUUUAUUGACUUUAUGGAAACAUGAAUGUUCACGAGUUAUAUGCGAUAGAUUCACAGAAUUGGAUGAUUAUCGUUGGUUUUCAAAAACACUGGAACGUGUGGUUGACGAAGAAUUAGGUUCGAAAUAUCAAUCCAUAAUAAAACGAGAUGAUUGGUUUGUCGAUUUCUUAAGAGAUGCACCAGAACCCACAGGUGAUGAACCAGAAGACGCAGAUUUUGAUGCACCAAAAAUCUACGAACCUAUACCUUCAUUGAACGUUCUUGAAGAUCGCUUAAAAAUGUAUUUAACACAAUAUAACGAGAGUAUUCGUGGUUCAGGAAUGGAUCUAGUCUUUUUUAAAGAUGCCAUGACACAUCUUGUAAAAAUAUCUCGUAUAAUUCGAACACCACGUGGUAAUGCUCUAUUAGUUGGUGUUGGUGGUAGUGGUAAACAAUCACUAACAAAACUAGCUUCGUUUAUCGCCGGUUAUAAAACAUUUCAAAUAGCAUUGACACGUGCAUAUAAUGCCAAUAACUUAUUAGAAGAUUUAAAAACACUCUAUCUUAUUGCUGGAAGAGAUGGAAAAGGCAUAGCGUUUAUAUUUUCCGAUCAAGAUAUUAAAGAUGAAUCAUUUCUAGAAUAUAUUAACAAUGUACUUUCAUCAGGAGUUGUACCGGGAAUGUUUGCAAGAGAUGAAAUGGAUGAAAUAUGCCAAGAAUUAGUACCCAUCAUGAAAAAACAAUAUCCACGAAGACCACCAACAAAUGAAAAUCUAUUUGAUUAUUUUCUAAGUCGUGUUCGACAAAAUUUACAUGUUGCUUUAUGUUUUUCACCUGUUGGUGAAAAAUUUCGUAAACGAAGUCUACAAUUUCCUGGUCUUGUUGCAAAUUGUACAAUCGAUUGGUUUCUUCGUUGGCCACGUGAUGCCCUUGUUGCUGUUGCUGAUCAUUUUCUUUCAUCAUUUUCUACUGUUUCAUCUGACGAAAUUAAGAAGCAACUCGUUCAAUGUAUGGGUUCAGUACAUGAUGGUGUAGCCGAAUAUUGCUUACAAUAUUUUCAAAAAUAUCGUCGAGCAACACAUGUUACACCAAAAUCAUAUCUUGCAUUUCUCAAUGGUUAUAAAGAAAUCUAUACUCAAAAAUUAAAUGACAUCGAAUCUAUGGCUAAACGUAUGAAUGAUGGGCUUACACGUUUAGCUGACGCUGAAAAAGCUGUUAUAUUUAUGAAAGAAGAAUUAACAAUCAAAGAAAAAGAACUGGAUGUUGCAAAUCAAAAAGCUGAUCAAGUUCUAAAACAAGUUACGAUUAAAAAAGGAGCAGCAGAAAUUGUUCGACAGCAAGUUAAGAAAGUGAAAGAUACAGCACAAACAUUAGUCGAUGAAAUACAUAGAGACAAAAUACAAGCAAAUGCUGAACUUGAAAAGGCAACGCCAGCAUUAAUUGCAGCUGAAGAAGCUUUAAAAACAAUAUCAUCGGGAGAUAUUUCUGUUGUGCGUCAAUUAAAACAUCCACCACGUCUUAUUCGUCAAAUAAUGGAUUGUGUCUUAAUUCUUUUUGGGCGUCAAUUAAAUAGUCCAACUAAUUUUGAUUAUGAAUUACAAGGACCUUCGCCAAGUUGGGAAUUAUCAAUAAGAAUGAUGAUUGAAACAAAUUUUCUUCAAAAUCUUCAAUCAUUUCCGCGUGAUCGAAUUAAUGAUGAACAAAUUGAACUGCUUCAACCAUAUUUUCGUGUACCUGACUAUACACCCGAAGGUGCUAGAGUAGCUGCUGGUGCUAUAGCUGGUUUAUUAACAUGGACGCGUGCUAUGGCAGAAUUUUUUUAUGUUAAUAAACGUGUUCUUCCAUUAAAAGCCAAUUUAGCCAUGGAAGAAGCUCGACUAAUGAGAGCCAAUGCACAAUUAAAAACGGCACAAGAAGAACUUGAUCGACGUGAAGCUGAAGUCGCUGCUGCCCAAGCUGAAUAUGAUAUGGCUAUGUCAAUAAAACAACGUCUACAAGAUGAUCUUGAUCGAACAUUGAAACGAAUGAAUGCAGCUAGAGAAUUAAUAUCAGGUUUAGCUGAUGAACAAGAACGAUGGACUGAAGAAAGUAAACAAUUCAAAGCACAAAUUGGACGAUUAAUUGGUGAUGUACUUCUUUGUACAGGUUUCCUCUCAUAUCAAGGUCCGUUUAAUCAAGAUUUUCGUUUACUAUUAGCAAAAGAUUGGCAAAAACUGUUAACAGAACGAAAUAUUCUAUUUACACGAACAUUAAAUGUAACUGACUAUUUAACUGAUGUAACAAUGGUCGGUGAAUGGAAAUUACAAGGUUUACCUAAUGAUGAAUUAUCAGUGCAAAAUGCUAUUAUCGUAACACGUGCUAAACGUUUUGCAUUAUUAAUUGAUCCACAAGGGCAAGGAAAAAGUUGGAUAAAACGAAAAGAAUUAAAUAAUGAUUUACAAUUAACAAAUCUUCAUUCAAAACAUUUUCGACAACAUCUAGAAGAUUGUCUUUCACUUGGUCGACCGUUAUUAAUCGAAGAUGUUGGAGAUGAACUUGAUCCAGCAUUGGAUAAUAUUUUAGAAAAAAAUUUUAUUCGUGCCGGUACAACACUUAAAGUUAAAGUCGGAGAUAAAGAAGUCGAUGUACUGAACGGUUUUAAUUUAUACAUAACAACAAAAUUAGCUAAUCCAGCAUUUACACCUGAAGUAUCAGCUAAAACAUCAGUUAUUGAUUUUACAGUUACAAUGAAAGGAUUAGAAGAUCAAUUAUUAGGUUUAACUAUUUUGAAAGAAAAAGCUGAAUUAGAAGGCGAACGCGUUAAAAUGUUAGAAGAUAUUCAAGCUAGUAAUAAACGUAUUAAAGAACUUGAAGAUAAUUUACUAUCAAGAUUAAGUAAUUCAAAAGGUUCAUUAGUCGAUGACGAUGGUUUAAUUCGAACAUUGAAAAAAACAAAAGUCACAUCAAAUGAUGUUAAACAAAAACUUCAAAUAGCUACAGAGACGAGUCAAAAAAUAAAUAUUGCACGUGAAGAAUAUCGUCCAGUUGCUACACGAGGUUCUAUUAUUUAUUUUCUUAUUGUUGAAAUGUCGCUUGUUAAUGUGAUGUAUCAAACAUCAUUAAAACAAUUUUUACAAUUAUUUGAUCAAGCACUUGAACGGUCACCACGAUCACCCGUUACAUCAAAACGAAUCACUAAUGUCAUGGAAUAUUUAACAUAUGAAAUGUACAAAUAUGCUGUGCGUGGUUAUUAUGAAGAACAUAAAUUUAUGUUUACACUUUUACUAGCAUUGAAAAUUGAUUUACAAGCGACUCGAAUCAAAUUUGAUGAAUUUCAAACAUUAAUUAAAGGCGGUGCUUCAUUGGAUGCCAACAUAGUACCACAUAAACCACCAUAUAAAUGGUUACAAUAUGAUAGUUGGCUUAAUCUUGUUGAAUUGUCAAAGCUUUAUCAAUUCGGAGAUAUACUUAAUUCUCUUCAACGUGCUGGUCCGUCAUGGGAAACAUGGUUUAAAAAAGAUGAGCCAGAACGAAUAGAUUUACCAGAUGGUUGGGAAUCGCAAUUGGAUAAAUUUCGUCGUCUACUGUUAAUUCGAUCAAUAACACCAGCACGUUUUGUUAAAUCUGCAUAUGAUUAUGUAAUUAAUGCAUUAGGACCAAAAUAUAGUGAUGGUGUUGUACUCGAUAUGGAGAAAAUGUGGGAAGAAUCUGAUAAAUGUUCACCGAUGAUAUGUUUUCUAUCUAUGGGUUCAGAUCCAUCGUUACAAAUUGAAAUUUUAGCUAAAAACCGAACGAUUGAUUGUCAUGCUAUAUCAAUGGGACAAGGACAAGAAAUUCAUGCUCGACGAUUAUUAACGCAAGCUUAUACAAAUGGUACUUGGGUAUUAUUACAGAAUUGCCAUUUAUCAUUAGAGUUUUGUGAAGAAUUUUUAUUACAACUAACCGAAAAUACAGAUCGUAUUCAUCCAAAUUUUCGUCUAUGGAUAACAACAGAAGUGAAUCCUAAGUUUCCUAUUGGUCUUUUACAACUUUCAAUCAAAUAUACAGCCGAACCACCGCAAGGUAUUCGCGCCGGUUUAAGACGAACAUUUAAUGGUCUAACAAAAGAACAACAAUUAGAAUCUAAUCCACAUGAUAAAUGGCGUCCAUUAUUAUAUACUGUGGCAUUUCUACAUACCAUUGUACAAGAACGUAGGAAAUUUGGUCCACUAGGAUGGAAUAUACCGUAUGAAUAUAAUCAAUCGGAUUUCAAUGCAACCAUUCAAUUUAUUCAAAAUUAUCUUGAUGAAUUGGAUAUAUCAAAACCGAUACAAUGGAAAACAGUACAUUAUAUGAUAUCAGAAGUACAAUACGGAGGCCGAGUCACUGAUGAUUUUGAUAAACGUCUUCUUAAAACAUAUGUUAAAUCUUGGUUUUGCGAUGAAAUGUUUGAUGCCAAUUUUCAGUUUGAAGAAAAAGCGUAUCAUAUACCGAAAAUAACUCGUAUGGAUGAUAUUUUUGAUUAUAUUGAUACAAUGCCAAAUUAUGAUAGUGGAAAAGUAUUUGGAUUAAGUCCAUUGGCGAACGAUAGAUAUCAAGAAGAUACAACAAAAAAAGUUCUUGAUACAAUAUUAAGCAUUCAACCAAAAGAAGCUCUUGCUGGCACAGGUGAAACACGUGAAUCUUCUGUCUAUCGGUUAGCAACAGAAACAUUGGAAAAAUUACCUCCUGAUUAUAUUGCUUACGAAGUGAAAGAACGUCUUUCAAGACUUGAACCAAUGAAUAUUUUUCUUCGACAAGAAAUUGAUCGUUUUCAACGUGUAAUUAAUAUUGUACGAAUGACUUUGAUUGAUUUAAAAUUAGCUAUUGAUGGUACAAUUGUUAUGAACGAAGAAUUACGCGAUAUACUUGAUCGCAUGUAUGAUGCAAAAAUUCCAAGUAUUUGGUUAAAAUUAUCAUGGGAGUCAUCAACAUUAGGUGCUUGGUUUACGGAUUUCUAUGCACGAAAUGAUCAAUAUCGUUCAUGGCUUCAGUUGAAUAAAGAUACACGACCAAUAGCUUUUUCAAUGGCAGGCUUUUUCAAUCCACAAGGAUUUUUAACAGCUAUGCGACAAGAAGUAACAAGAGCUAAUGCAGGUUGGUCGCUUGACAAUGUUAUUCUAACAAAUCGAAUAAUACGAACCGAUCGAGAAGCAUUAAAAGAACCACCGCGUGAAGGUGUUUAUGUUUAUGGUCUUUAUAUAGAAGGAGCUAAGAUACGAAGCGGAGUUUUAGAUGAAUUAAAAGUCAACGAAAAAUUGUUAACACAUCCAAUGCCUGUUGUACACAUAUCCGCUGAAGUUGAAGUGGGCGUACAUGCAUCGCUCUCGAAACAUGAACGUCGUCCUGUUUUUUAUGCGCCCGUUUAUAAAAAGCCACGUCGAACAGAUCGAAAUUACAUAUGUACGCUUAAAUUAGAUUGUCCAUCAGGUGAUAAAACUGGACCAGAUGUAUGGGCAUUACGAGGUGUUGCAGUUCUAUGCGAUAGUAAAUAG
Messenger RNA from Rotaria socialis, 14181 nucleotides. Lineage: Eukaryota; Metazoa; Rotifera; Eurotatoria; Philodinida; Philodinidae. The record is from the annotation of a GenBank genome assembly.